Osmerus eperlanus (European smelt) is the source of this 4096-nucleotide messenger RNA. It is a transcript of the gene trabd, whose product is annotated as TraB domain containing. NCBI's taxonomy places the organism in Eukaryota, Metazoa, Chordata, Actinopteri, Osmeriformes, Osmeridae. The coding region runs from base 389 to 1480 and encodes 363 amino acids. The record is from RefSeq and is a predicted model, not a curated record. The transcript is spliced from 10 exons.
CACUACCCCAAGGCAUAGGGGUUGGGCUUGCUUAAUUUCAAGCUAUCUUUACAUGGCUCUGGAUGUAGAGUAAUGUGUUUUUAAACUAUUUUUUUCUCGGCUUGAAAUUAAUAUCUGCCAUGACAGUCUAACACCGGCUGCUCGUUCAAAACUCACUCACCAGUAGGUUGCAGUAUGCACCAUCAGCUGGCAACGACUAGCAAACAAACCAAGUAAAAAAAAACAAGGAUCUAAAUAACUACAGCUCCCAUGGUUCCCCUUUGGCUACGAACGGACUACAUGUACCAAGUCAACAAGCUGCGAACUGAACUAACAGGCUUGAAUCUCCUCUGAAAUAUUUUGUGAAGUGAAAGCAUCUCUCUGCAACAUUAGUUUGCUGCCUUGAGACAUGGACCAGGACAACAAUUCAGAAGAUGAGUCAAUAGGUCCAUCUGAAGAUGCUUCUGAAGAUGACCUGCCUAGUCUUCCCCCUGGGCUAUCGGACACUGAGGCUGUGGAGCUGUUGUGGCAGGUGCGUGCCCAGAAACGCCAAGCCUCCCCUGACCUUCCAGAGACGGUGACCCGUCUGACCGCCCCAGAUGGCAGUCUGCUUUACCUGGUGGGCACUGCCCACUUCAGCGAUAGCAGUAAAAAUGACGUGGCCAUGACCAUCCGUGCGGUGCAGCCAGAUGUAGUGGUGGUGGAGCUGUGCCAGUACAGGGUGUCCAUGCUGAAGAUUGAUGAGAAGACCCUGCUAAAGGAAGCCAAAGACAUCAACCUGGACAAAGUACAGCAGGCCAUCAAACAGAAUGGUGUCAUGUCAGGCCUGAUGCAGAUCCUGCUGCUGAAGGUGUCGGCCCACAUCACAGAGCAGCUAGGCAUGGCUCCAGGAGGAGAGUUCAGGGAGGCCUUCAAAGAGGCGGGCCGAGUACCUUUCUGUAAGUUCCACCUGGGGGACAGGCCCAUCCCGGUCACGUUCAAGCGGGCCAUCGCUGCUCUGAGCCUGUGGCAGAAGGCCCGGCUGGCAUGGGGGCUAUGCUUUCUGUCCGACCCCAUCAGUAAGGAGGACGUUGAGAAGUGCAAACAGAAGGACCUAUUGGAGCAAACCAUGUCAGAGAUGAUAGGGGAGUUCCCUGCCCUGCACCGCACAAUUGUGGCCGAGCGCGACAUCUACCUCACGCACACCCUCCGCCAGGCUGCACGCUGUGUGGAGGCGCCCCCUAAUUCCCAGAAAGUGCCUGCUGUGGUGGUUGGAGUGGUGGGGAUGGGCCACGUCCCUGGCAUUGAGAGGAACUGGGAUAAGGAGCUUAACAUUCACGAGAUCAUGAGUGUGGCACCCCCGUCUCGUUUUGGCUGGGUCUUACGCACCGUGCUAAAGGGGGCGAUGUUAGGAAUGCUGGGAUAUGCAUGCUACCGUGCUGGAGGUGGCGUGGGGAGGGCCCUGUUGUCCUUACCUGCUGUCCAAUCACUACUGGAGAACCUUCGGCCGCCUGCUGCUUGAUAUGGACUCUCCCCAUGACCCCAUCAAACCUUUUGCACCAAUGACAUGAUCCUCCCAAUAUGAAAAAAAACCAAUGCAUACACCACCAAUGGCCUUAAAGAAAAGGGGAGAGGCUAGAGAGAGGAGUCGACGAAGGAAAUGGCAAGGACUUACAGGACUUUGCCGUGGAAACUGGACUUUUGUACUGCCAAAGAAACCUUGACGGUACCUUUGUUUCUUUUUCAACUUGAGUGAAAACAGGAUUUUGUACAUUUUACAAACACCAAAUGUUAAGUUUCUUGUUUUAAGGAUAUUAACCCCCCACACACACACACACACACUUCACAAUUGAAAUUGGAACUUGAUUAUUUUUUAAAUUAUUUUUAUGUCUUUUGUUUUCUCCAUCAAAGUGUUUUAGUUGUUUUAUGUAAUUACCCCAUGCACGAAUGUAGCUCAAAGUCCCCAGUAGUUAAAACAUCAGUGCCAGUACCUUCAUGUGCUGGAGCUAGAUAGCGAUGUUUAACUCUGAAGAUGAGCGUGAUCCCCUCUUUCUCUCUACCUCCCCCUCGCCACCCAUGGCUUUUUAAAUGAGCAUGCUCAAACCCAGCACUUUAAUCAUUCAUAGUUAAGUCCAAAUUUGAGUUAACUUAAAUUAACGUAAGUGACACCAAAACAUGCAUUAGAGCAUAGGCCAACAUAAUUAUUUGUAUAGGACACUGUAAUGGAGUGGUCCUUUCCCUAACCCUGUGAAAUGUAGGUUAGUCUAGUAUUUCUCCUGCCCUGGUAAAAAAUAAAGUGCCUCCUCUCACUGUUGGAAGGGCUCCAGAAGAGAAGGGUAGCAGAAGACCCAGGGAAGUUUACUGUAACACGCAGUUCAUCUCCCCACAGUUUCCAUCAUAGCUUCAGAUUGAUGGUACUGAUGAAAAACAUUCAUAUGAUCUCCAACCUAGUGGAUUCAGACGUGUUUGACUUCCUUUACUGGAUGCACAGUGCAUUAAUGGGUGUGUGUUUGCUCUGAAAUCUGAAAGUGGAACAGUUCAUGUACACUAUGGUUGCAAUGUUACUAGGUACGGUAACCCCUACAUGGUAAGCUUCCACCUGAACCAAACUGACAGCAGCCAGGUCUGUGUUUUUGAUGACAAAGACCUGGUGUGUAGUCUCAUGUGCCUCAUGACUGGUCAUAUUAGACUUGAUAGCAUGUGUAACCUAUUUGACUGUAUUCUGAGUCAUGAAUCUUCAGACAUGCUGUAAACAUUAAUGUUACUCCUGCUGUGUGACAUUUCAUACUGGCCAGGUAAAUAAAAUAUGCACUUUGUAAAGAAAAGCCAUCUAUGGAAGCAUCUGACAUUCAGACCACAUGCUUUUAUAUUAUACAUGUUCUUGGUAGAGCCCAGAUUCUCAAUCCUCAUCUCCUUCCCUGCUUUGAUCCAUGUCUAAUCUGAUUUUACUGUGUCAGUAGCGUAGCAUGGAGUUUAACGAGGAGAUUACAUGGAAUUGAGAUGGUCUGUUGGCCAGGGAUGAGCGAUAAAUGCCUUAUUGUGUUAUCACUUCAGCCUUGGAUGUGCAGGUCCUAUCUUAAACUAGCCCCUAAACCCUACAUCCUAUGAUAGGAGACCUAGAUCUGUUUGACGGGCUGGCAAUAAGACAGCGAUACCCACCAAUAAGCCUGUCCAAGGGUAGGCUAGUGCAAUUAUCAUGCAUCCUGGCUGUUACCUCAGGAGUUUCCGUGUGCAUAGGGCUCUGGUGGAGAGGGCUGGAUCUGGGAGGGAUCUGGCCUCUGCUGCUUUAGCUUUCAUGUUCAUCUAUGUCCACUUCUGCUCUGUGUCUUCCCUGUACUUCCUGGACUAUUCUUGGGUUUGAUGUCUACUGUGUUGCAGUAGUCCAGAUUUACCCAAUACCUCUGAUAGGCCUGUAUGUUUGAUGACUGGUCUCUAGAAUAACAUUUAUGUAGGUUGUUUCUUGAAGAUCUCAAAACCGAUCUGGAUGUGUCCAUGUUCUGGUUAGGACCAGUUCCAUCCUCCUGGUGUCCAGCAUGACUUGAGAAAGUGUUACUCUUGCAAAACACUUGUUAUAAGAGGGUUUCACUUAUGAAGUGUAUUUUAAUCAGAUAAAAUGUCGCUAUUGCUUGUCAAUGAAAUUGGCUUGUCGACCCCAAAUAAUACAGUAUUACUAUUACUGAGUAAUUCCCCCUGUCUCAGUGCGUGCUUUUCAUUCAUAAACUGGAUAAAUAUAUUGGGAGCAUGGUUAAUGAAACCAGAGUAGUGGGACACCUUUGAAUGUUUACUUGUGGCAUGGGUUUGACACAAUUUUAACUAAUUUGAUGAACACCAUUUGAUGGUUGGUUAAUUAACAAAAUCAUUAAACCUCUCAACAGUUUAUUCUCAAUAUUCUGGAGACAAACAUUCCAAGAACUCAAAAGUACCCAAUCAUGUCUCAUACCCUUGGUUUACACCCUACCAGAUCAGACACCUGUUUCUCAUACCCCAAGUGUUAAAGUUUUAAUGUUGAUGGAGAACUGUAUGAAUGUCUAUACUGUCUAUCCCACCCCUGUAUUGUCAUUGUUAAAAAGCCAAAUGUUGAACCCCGAAUUCUGUAUUGAAAUAUACAACUUUUGAAUUAAAGAUAUACUACAUAAUA